Naumovozyma castellii is the source of this 933-nucleotide messenger RNA. It is a transcript of the gene TUM1, whose product is annotated as thiosulfate sulfurtransferase. The record is from RefSeq and is a predicted model, not a curated record. The transcript has a single exon. NCBI's taxonomy places the organism in Eukaryota, Fungi, Ascomycota, Saccharomycetes, Saccharomycetales, Saccharomycetaceae. Bases 1 to 933 code for a protein of 310 amino acids.
AUGCCAUCUUUCAAACUAAUAACCCCUAAGAACUUCAUCUCCCUUGUUGAAAAGCAAAAGGGAUCCACAACGAGCCGAGUCAUCCCUAUUGAUUCCACGUGGUAUCUUCCAAAUCUCAACAGAAAUGGACAUCAAGAAUUUCUUAACGAUGAAAGAAUUCCUGGUGCUGUGUAUUUUGACAUCGAUGGUGUCAAGGAUACUUCAUCGCCAUACCCUCAUAUGGCCCCUGAUUUAGCCACUUUCAACAAGGCCAUGAGCCAAUUGGGUAUCCAGAGGGACGAUGUAUUGGUUGUGUACGACAGAAUUGGUAACUUUAGUGCUCCUAGGUGUGCAUGGACUCUAGCAUUAUUUGGUCAUCCCUCUGUUUAUCUUUUAAAUAACUUUAAAGCUUAUAAAGAAAGAGAAAAGUUACCUUUGGAGACUGACGUGAGAACAAAGGACUCCGAAUAUCCACCUACAGACUAUAAAUCAGAUGUGGAUUUGCGUGACAAGGAGGUUGUAUCAUAUGAGGAGUUGUUGCAAUUGGUUCAAAAUAAAGAAUUGAAGAAGAAAUUCAAUGUUUUUGACGCUAGAGCCUUACCAAGAUUCGAGGGAAAUGCACCUGAACCAAGACCUGGUUUGCCAUCAGGACAUGUCCCAGGAGCUCAACCUUUACCAUUUAUCAAUGUUUUAGAUAAGGAGUGGUUAACCUACCCUUCCACAGCAGAAGAAAUGAAGGCAAAAUUGACUGAAGCAUUCAAGGAAUUAAACGAUGAGUUUGAUCCUAAGAAGGAAACCAUAUGCAUGUGCGGGACUGGGGUCACAGGGGCCAUUAUCAAAGGUGCCUUAGAAUUGGCUGAUAUUCCAAAUGUUAGAUUAUAUGAUGGUUCUUGGACGGAAUGGGCCAUAAGAGUUAAAGAUGAUAGAACUUUGAUUGCGGAAGGAAGAGAUUAA